ACGGCAUAGACGCGCCAAUGCUGCCCACCCAUCGCAACAGAGUCAAAUUAAAGUGACCACGAGCCUUUCGGAUAUAAUCGACAACAAAUGGGAUAAAAAAAAAAUUUAGCGAAGGACCUCUCUGAACUUUCAACGGUCUGUGGAUUUUUUUUCAAAGACACUUGGAAUUUACGUGUGAUAUUAAGUUUAAGUUUUUCUUUUGUUAAGUUGUUUUUUUUAUUAUUAGUGUUGUGUGACUUUCUGUGUUUGUGCUUAAAAUGGAAGAGCACGGAGAUACUAAAGAGCGGGUGCAGAGAGCGCCCUUCGAGACAGCGCUGCAUCACGCGGGAUACGGUCUCUUCCAAUGGCUGCUGCUCAUGGCCUGCGGCGCGGUCUACGCAGUCUGCGCCCUUAGUACCACCACGCUCAGCUUCGUACUGCCAGCAGCCACCAAAGACUUCAAUCUCACCUCCAGUGACAAAGGCAGUCUGACUGCCACACCGCUUAUUGGAAUGUGCGUAGGCUCCUACUUCUGGGGCAACUUGGCGGAUGCCCGGGGCCGCAAGAAAGCCAUCAUCGGAGCCCUACUUCUGGAUGCCCUGGCUGCCUUCUUGUCCAGCGUCAUGCAGUCCUUCCCUGCUUUCUUGGCUUUCAGGUUUUUCUCCGGGUUCGGCAUCAUUGGGGCGACGGGACUCAUCUUCCCUUACUUCGGAGACUUCCUCUCCCUGCGGCAUCGGGACAAGAUGCUGUGCAGGCUAGAAGUGUUUUGGACCAUUGGGACGAUUCUGCUUCCUGGCAUAGCAUACGCCAUCAUCCCCAGCGACCUGUUCAACCUGACGGCGGAGGGGGCUGACUUCCAGUACACGUCGUGGAGGGUGUUCGUGGCCGCCUGCGGGAUCCCCAGCCUGCUGGUGGUGCUGCUGCUGUUCCCUUUCCCGGAGAGUCCCAGAUAUCUGCUGCACGCUAACAGGCCGGAGGCGGCUUUGGCUGCGCUGCAAAGGAUCUUCGUCGUUAAUACGAGGCUUAACGAGAAAGAUUUUCCUGUGGAGUCCAUGAUCAGCACAGGCGACGGCGAAGAGGAGGAAGUGGUUUCAGCAGAUAACAACGGCAACGAGACCAAGGCGCCGUUGACGUGGAAGCAGAGAUGGGAGGCGUUCUGGAUCAGGAAGAAGAUGCUGACUAACCCGCCAUUCAUCGGUUACUUGGCAAUGUGCUGCUUCGUGGAUUUUGGACUCAUGUUUAGUUACUACACACUAAUGAUGUGGUUCCCGGAACUGUUCGAGAGGUACAGCCAGUUCAACGCGAUCAAGACUGGAAACGAGACGGCCAGCGUGUGCGAGGUAUCCUACAAAGUGGCGCAGAACAUUGGACAGAACAUUACUAAUGAAAUGCCUAAUCUUCCCCCAGCAAUAGAUGACCAGGUGUAUAUACAUACACUGAUUGUGGCUCUGAGCUGCUUACCCACCGCCCUGGGAGUGGGGAUCACCAUCAAUGUUAUUGGAAAGAAAUUGAUGUUAGUGAUGAUGCUGAUAAGCUCUGGUCUGGCGGCCCUGGGCUUGAACCUGGUGAGGUCUGCCCUCCAGAACCUGAUCCUGUCGUGUGUAUUCGAGGCGAUAGUUAGCUGCACGGAGGCCGUUCUCUUCUGCGUCAUUUGUGAGAUCUUCCCCACUAAAGUUGCCGCCACAGCUAUGGCGGUGACGGUGAUGUGCGGGCGCAUCGGCGCCAUUGUGGGGAACGUGGUGUUCGGCGCGCUGGUCGACCAGUACUGCGUCGUGCCUAUCUAUAUGUUCGGCUUUUUACUUAUAACAAGUGGACUUCUAUGUAUAAUACUCCCGAAGAGCACCCGGCCGGAGCGGCCGCAGUGAGCGCACGCGCAGCUUGCGAUAUUUUUGUAUGGUUAUGAUUAUUAAAUUAAGUAUACG
Messenger RNA from Amyelois transitella, 1901 nucleotides. Its product is annotated as synaptic vesicle glycoprotein 2B. Gene Ontology annotation, biological process: transmembrane transport. Gene Ontology annotation, molecular function: transmembrane transporter activity. The record is from RefSeq and is a predicted model, not a curated record. Bases 258 to 1844 code for a protein of 528 amino acids. Lineage: Eukaryota; Metazoa; Arthropoda; Insecta; Lepidoptera; Pyralidae. The transcript is spliced from 12 exons.